UCUCUCUCUCUCUCUCUCUCUGUGUGAUGGGAUGCAUUGCGGUUUUCUUGGGCAUAUUUGUUCUCUUUCUUCUCCAAUUCCCAUUCUCGGUGGAUGCCAAGAAACACCACUUUGUUCUUGUUCAUGGAGCUGGCCAUGGUGCGUGGUGCUGGUACAAAAUCGCGAAUGAGUUGGAACAAUCCGGUCACCGAGUGGAUACAUUGGAUCUGGUCAGUGCUGGAACGAGCAGUGUCGAUGCUACCACUGUUGGUAGUGUGGAGAAUUAUUCGGCUCCUUUGAUCCAGAUGCUUGACUCUCUGAAUGACACAGUGAUCUUGGUCGGACAUAGCUUAGGAGGAAUCACGCUUACAUACGCCUUGGAGAAAAUUCCUGGCCGAAUCUCCAAAGCUGUUUAUCUCGCUGCUUUUAUGUUUUCCCACAAUGCAACUCGGGCUCGGGAAAUCUUCAACCAGCCGGGAACUCCGGGCAACUUGAAAAUGAUCUUUUCAAAUGGCUCCAUGGUACCUACGGCUGCUGCAUUUAAUCUAGACCGCGCCCAACAAGUGUUAUAUAACAAAUCUCCUUCACAGGAUGUUGUUUUGGCGAAAUCACUGCUUAAGCCAUUCCCGCUGUUCGAUGCUGCCGUGAACUUCACCUCUGCCAACUAUGGACGUGUUCCUCGUUACUUCAUCAAAACUCUUCAGGAUCGAACGAUUUUACGGGCGCGUCAAGAGCAAAUGAUUCAUGAAAACCCUCCAUUCCAAGUCUUAACGCUUGACAGUGAUCACUCGCCAUUCUUCUCCACCCCACAUUCUUUGGUGAGGUUGUUAUUGUCUCUGGCUUAAUAACAAGAUCCCUUGUGGCACCAAAAUAAGCAAUUUAUUUGAAGAAUGGCUCAUGGAA
This is a messenger RNA of Selaginella moellendorffii, 882 nucleotides long. Its product is annotated as putative methylesterase 13, chloroplastic. The transcript has 4 exons. NCBI's taxonomy places the organism in Eukaryota, Viridiplantae, Streptophyta, Lycopodiopsida, Selaginellales, Selaginellaceae. Gene Ontology annotation, molecular function: methyl indole-3-acetate esterase activity; methyl salicylate esterase activity; methyl jasmonate esterase activity. Gene Ontology annotation, biological process: jasmonic acid metabolic process; salicylic acid metabolic process. Bases 27 to 824 code for a protein of 265 amino acids. The record is from RefSeq and is a predicted model, not a curated record.